AAAAUGUAGAAGUAUAUAUAUUAUCUAGUAUAAAGUUUAUAUUUUAUUAUAUACACAUACAUACUAAAAAAAGAAAAGUAGGAGUGGUCCAACCGCUGAGUUAGAGAGAUUGAUACAACAAGCCAGUAGGGUUGCUUGUUAGUGGUACCUACCACAUCUAUCUAGCUUUAGAGAGUUCAAAAUCAUAUAUAGCUGGUGUUCUUUUAUCAACCAUGUUAUGUUAACUUCAGAUAGAGAUUCUUCCAUUUAUCACAAGUAUAAUUAAGGAAGGAUAUGAUAAUUUGAUUUUGAUCAUUAAUGGAUGACAUACUAACAAAUCUUUUGAGACUCACAAGUUAUAUUAGUGACCGAUUCUUAAAAUUCAUAGAGGAUUUGGUACUUAGAGAUGCAGUUAGGUAUACAGAAAAUUUUGGGGCCACUCCACUGGGCAAUUCAUCAGCACACAAUUCAAAACGUUAUUACACAAGAAGCACGUCUUUGCAACCUUCUCAAGUAGGAAGUGAAAACCAUGAAAUCUAUGGAAGAAGAGUCAUUAACAAUAAUAGUGAACUGCUUGUAGAUACCAGAUCUAUUGCUGUAAAUGCAAGUUAUGUCUCUGCUGCUGUUCCUUCACUUUUAUUAAAAGGUUUGACACUCCCAUUUCUUGGUCUACAAUAUGCUUGGAGUUUGGGAAUGGCCUCUUGCAGAUAUUCUUUCUCAUGCAUUAGAUGUGCUCAACUUCAAGUUCAUAGAAUUACAUCUCGUGUGUUGAAAACAUUGCGCGGUUCUAGUGAUGAUAUUGGGUGGUUGCAGCAUGCUCCUGGAAUGCCUCCAGUACAUGAUGGAUCUUCAAGAUUCUUAGAAUUGCUAUCAGACAUAAGGAAUGGAAAGGACUCAAUACCUAGUUCAUUUGUUUAUUUGCUGAUUCCAGGUCUAUUUAGCAAUCAUGGACCCUUGUAUUUUGUUGCCACUAAGAGGUUCUUUUCAAAGAUGGGUCUAGCUUGCCAUAUUGCAAAAGUUCAUAGUGAGGCAUCAGUAGAACACAAUGCCAUGGAAAUCAAGCAGUAUAUUGAGGAGAUUUACUGGGGUUCUGGCAAGCCUGUUAUGCUACUUGGACAUAGUAAAGGUGGUAUUGAUGCUGCAGCUGCUUUGUCUCUAUAUUGGUCUGACUUGAAGGGCAAAGUUGCUGGUUUGGCACUGGUACAGAGUCCAUACGGUGGCACCCCCAUAGCUUCUGAUAUUCUCCGUGAAGGCCAGAUUGGCGACAAAGAAACCCGGAGGAUCCUGGAACUUAUAAUAUGCAAAAUAAUUAAGGGUGAUAUAAGGGCAUUGGAGGAUCUCACAUAUGAGAAGCGGAAGGAUUUUAUCAUGAAGCACAAGCUCCCCUUGGAUAUUCCUCUGAUCUCCUUCCGUUCUGAAGCAAGCAUUACCCCUAGUGUUCUUGCAACAAUGACACAGAUAGCUCAUGCAGAACUUCCCCGGCUCAUUCUACCAAAAUUUGGAUCAAAGGUGUCUGAUCAAUUUGUCGAAUCAGGACGCCAAGUUCCUGUAAUGGUUCCUGUCUCUGCUGCAAUGGCUGCAUUUGCUCUCCACCUGCAGCUGCGAUAUGGUGAAAAGAGUGAUGGGGUAGUGACAUGCCGCGAUGCUGAAGUUCCAGGAUCAGUUGUUGUAAGGCCUAACAUGAAGCUAGAUCAUGCCUGGAUGGUUUACUCUUCAAAUUCAAAGAAGAAGAAAUCAAGCGAACCCGAUGCUCGCGAAAUGUGUCAAGCUAUAUUUACUUUACUUGUAGAGCUUGGUAAGACAGAAAGGGAAGUGGAGCAAGUCUUAUAACUCCAGUUUUGGGUCCUCAAAUCACUUAGUUGUGUUGUUUGUUCAGUUUUCUUUGGUUGCUUUGUUUUCAGCAUUUCAGCUCCAUGUUUAGCUACUAUAAUGCACAAUUCAGUUUAGUACUCUUUUGAAACAUUUUCAGGAUUCUAUUA
Molecule: messenger RNA, 1958 nt
Organism: Medicago truncatula (barrel medic)
Lineage: Eukaryota; Viridiplantae; Streptophyta; Magnoliopsida; Fabales; Fabaceae
Exons: 10
Coding region: 298-1809 (503 amino acids)
Source: RefSeq, a predicted model, not a curated record